AUGGACGACACGCUCACCAUCAGACUUUCACCUUCAACAUCACCGGCACUCCCAACCCAGGAGUCGACUUCCACCUUGACCACCACCAGACUUUGUGCUCCUGCUCACCACCAUCAUCAUUCUCUGCCGUACUAUACACUAGAUGCACGCGGGACACGUCAUGAUCUUGAUGUCUGCACAACAGCCGAUUUCCCACCGCGUCCUCCCUAUCCGCAUUUCUAUCCGGCCCGCAUUGCAGAUGUCAACCAUGACUUGACGUUGUUUCGGCCUCCGCUGCGCAAGAAACCCAAACUGUCCUCCAAUGCACCAGAUCCCGACUCAUCGUCCGUGUCACUGCCAUCCCCUGGAAUGCGCAAGCCAGUAGGAAUCUCAAAGACCCUGAGUGUUCCCUCCUUCAACAUCUCCCUCGACCACGACCCGAACGAUAAUCGUCCCUCUUCGUCUUCCGGGAUCAGCCAGCCUUCCACCCCCUUGCGUCGAACAAACUCUAACACGCUCCAGCGAUCUCCUUCUCAAAAGAGACCUCCUGCCUCACACAGCAGCUACGGCGUCGAGACAAUCUGUGGGCCACCUCCGUCCUACAGCACUCAACGAACCCUCUCGCAGGACCGCAUCCGACUGGAUCGUAAUCCGUCCACGAGAUCUACAAACGAUACCACGCGUGAUCCAACCCCUUCCAAGGCCAAUGAACCCACCCCAACCACCGAACCUGCUUCAGCGCGACUGUCGCCCGUGAAACCAGACCAGUCCCCAUCCCCGACCAACUCUUCGGCUGACGAGGCUACCACGCUGGAAGUAUCCAGUCCGGAGACCGCAGACACACAGAGUGUGCUGACCCCCCACUCGACCAUGAGCAAGGAACAGGGCCCAGCUGUGCUUCAGACCAAUCUGCAAGAAAAGGAAAACUCAGAACUGCAGUUACUGAAACCCAUCCCUUCGGAAGAGGACAGCAAAGCUUCCAGUAGCGAUGAGAAAAAGAGCGAGGAUUUGUUCUUGAAUAUUGCAAGGACCGACGCGUCGCGUGGCAGUCAGGUUCAAUCGAAACUCGACAAGAGACGGUCGAGAGUUUCACUUCCUUUUUUUUCGAGUACACGACCCUCCACCGGCUACAAAUCUUCUCCCAUACAGGAGCGAUUCGACACUUCUAGUGUUGCUGGUCGAUCAGAGGCACUGAAUUACUACAGCAAGCGGUCUUCUCUGGGGCAGCAUGUGCCGGGCGCGCUUUCGCGAACGUAUACCCAAGAAGUCUCAAUUCGAGACGGGACUCUCGACACACAGAGUACUCAUCCCGCGGACUUACCCCAAAGAGCCCUGUCAAGACGAUAUUCCACGACCAAUUCAAACAGCAACACCAAUACAGAACCUGUGCGUACGUUUUCACGACCAAGUACAGCUCGAAACAGCCGCUUGGUUUCCGAUUCUGCAUUUCUUGAUCGGCCCCGCGUCCCCGAUCACAAUGCCACAGAGUCAACCAUCUCUACGACCGCUCCUUCGACGGUUUGGGACGAGCUGGAUGAUCUGAAAUCCAGAAUCAGAAAGCUCGAACUUACUGGGAAGCUCCCACCAUCUUCCGCUGCAGCAAUGACCACUUCAGAGAGGCCGAAGACGGCAACGACGGCGGCAACUACAAUGUCGUCCUCACCAAAACACAAACCAGCCGUGACGCAAUUGCAAUCCGCCAUCGAAGGAAUUCCGUCCAACGUCCACCCGAACCUCCACGAGGCACUUGGUAAUGCCAAAGCCGUCCUCAGCAAUGACGUUUAUCAGAAGCUUCAAGCGACAGCCCAAGACGCCUUGCAGUUGUCCAUGAUGAUGAAUCCAGAGGGGCGUAGCGGCGCUGCCAGCACCCUCGGUAUCUCAUCUGUCUCGGAACGUCAGAUCCGUCGACGCACGGAAAGCAUGUGCAGGACCUUGACGGAAUUGGCCAUUGCAAUCCUGGCAGACCACAAACAGUUUCCUCAGCCUGUGACGAGACCCGGUAGUCGCGAUGCAUUUCCGCCGACUUCUACAGGUCUGCGGAGCCGAAGGUACAGCAAUGAGCCCAAUGACCGACCUCCAGUCGCGUCUCGUGUCCAGUCUCGCCUAGAGACUCGACGAACCAGCGCACCACUCGGGGCCACGUUGAACGCGCAGACAACGUCCCCUGAGAACACGUUUCAAACACCACCUACAGCCUUGCCCCAGAUAUCUAGCUCCUCAUCGUCCCGCCUCGGGCGGACUUCGACCUUGGUACGUAGCAGGAGAACUCCCGGGUACAACAUGGAUGGCGCCACAGACGACGAAGAAAGUAGCCCUUCGGUCAGGCCGGUGAGCCGGGCCAUGACGGAAGUGAGCACGUAUCGCCAAAUGGCAAGAGAUCGAGCGGCGUACUCGAGAGAAUAUACUGCCCAACACCCCAUGCCUCAACAUCCCGUCCCCGCAGCACUUGAAGCGACCAAUGUGACCAGAAGUCCGCUCCCUGCUCACAUCAGUACGCAUCUGGUCCCGAGACGCAAGUACGCCGCCCCGUCGUCGACCGCAAGCAAUGUGGGUACCCAAGAGCAUACUCCUGUGACACCCAAGGAGCCUUGGGGUCGAAUAACGAUCGUGCCCGCCGCUGCGUCUAGUCCGAUCGAGGCCACACCAGAGAGCCAGGUAUCCAUUCGGCCUUCAGGAACACGAAGGAGUCUUGGAUUUACGAGUAGGAUCAGCAGUGUGAGCAGUCGACUUCGAGCCGCCAAAGCAGAGCGGAAUGCAACGGUGAGAGAUGCCACAGAAGCACGAGGAACGAAAGAUAUUGCACCAUUGAGGCAAGAAUUGGAUAAUCCGAUGCCGUUGGAAAGACAAGGUUCUGGACAGAGCAUUGAACCCUGA
Fonsecaea erecta is the source of this 2853-nucleotide messenger RNA. RefSeq lists its product as hypothetical. The transcript has a single exon. The record is from RefSeq and is a predicted model, not a curated record. NCBI's taxonomy places the organism in Eukaryota, Fungi, Ascomycota, Eurotiomycetes, Chaetothyriales, Herpotrichiellaceae. Bases 1 to 2853 code for a protein of 950 amino acids.